AAAACGAAUUGGAUCAGAUGUAUAGCAUUCAACAACGAAGGGAAUCGUUUAGCAGUGUGCCAGUUGAGUGAUCACGUUCGAAUUUAUUCGUUCGGUAAUACAUCCCGAUCACCGAUCACACUCAAACAUCCACGACAAAAAAGUGUUACGCAUAUGACUUGGAAGCCUUUCGAUACCAUGCUUCUGGCGGUUGCAUGUGCAGAUGCUAUACUUAUUUGGCGACUCAAUCCGAAAACAUUCACUAACAGAGUAUACGAUCGCAAUACGAAUUGGAGUGAGGAACGGUGGAGUGGUUUGCAUGGUGGUUGUAUUUCAGCGGUUUGGUCGAACGAUUCCACUUAUUUGUUGUUUGCGAAUCGAGAUCAACCGUGUAUUUAUUCGGUUCGAUUCGCGACUCGUAUCGAACUCAGCCAAGACGGAAAUCAAAUCUUACGUAGUUAUGGUGCAGAAACGCAAAUCGAAGUGUAUAAUUUGUGUGAGGUGAGUUAUGCAAACGAUGAUGAGACGCGUCAUAUCGGAGGAAGCAUCCACAACAUGCAGCUGUCACCUGAUGGAAAACGUCUUGCGGUUUCAUUCAAAAGUUUGUUUCGUUUCAUUUGA
This is a messenger RNA of Anisakis simplex (herring worm), 600 nucleotides long. The record is from the annotation of a GenBank genome assembly. Lineage: Eukaryota; Metazoa; Nematoda; Chromadorea; Rhabditida; Anisakidae.